Molecule: messenger RNA, 1290 nt
Organism: Paracoccidioides lutzii Pb01
Product: YjeF domain-containing protein
Exons: 5
Coding region: 1-1290 (429 amino acids)
Biological process (GO): metabolite repair
Molecular function (GO): ATP-dependent NAD(P)H-hydrate dehydratase activity
Source: RefSeq, a predicted model, not a curated record
AUGCCCAAUCCCGACACCCCGCCGCUGCAGCAAGCUAUGUCUGCCUCAUCGAAGAGGUUGCUCGCCAAUGUCCGCAGGAUUAUUCCACCCAUGUUAGAGAAGUUUCACAAAGGCCAGCUUGGACGUGUCGCGGUCAUCGGGGGAAGCCCAGAGUGUGUAGCCCUUGUGAAACCUCUUUUGUUCCCUAAAACUAUACCGGAGCUCCAUAUUUCUCCGCAAUGGCAUCUGCAAGACUUGGUAUAUCUACCCCCCUUUACCCAGGCAUUCCUGUUCCUUUGGCUAAAAGGCGCUCCGGAAUUGCAUACAUUUCCGCUAACUCAAUUCUCCAAAUUUCUAAUAAUAGGGUGUGAUAUGAGCCAUGUCAUCUGCGAACCAUCCGCAGCAACAGUAAUAAAAAGCUACUCACCAAACUUGAUGGUUCAUCCAAUCCUUCAAUCAUCCACCACACUCUCUGCAUUAAAAUCCAAUCCACUCCCAGCACCAGACACUCUUACACUUGCUAAGCCCAUAAUAUCCUUCUUGCCCCGCCUGCAUGUCCUGGUAAUUGGCCCAGGCCUUGGUCGGGAUCCAACAACGCAACAAAUAGUCAUCGAAGUCCUCAAGGAGGCUCGCUCUCGCCAAAUGCCCGUGGUCCUAGACGCGGAUGCCCUGCUUCUCAUCCAAGAGCAUCCAGAUCUCGUACGCGGCUAUCCAGAAUGUAUUCUGACACCUAACGUUAUCGAAUUUGCCCGGUUGGUGAAAGCUAUCGGUGUAGAUGUGUCAUCUGCAUCAACCAAUGAUGCGGGACAGUCAGAGGCCUGCAAGCGCUUGUCUAAUGCAUUGGGUGGUGUAACGAUUAUACAGAAAGGGGCUCAUGAUAUCAUUUCCAAUGGGAUUACUAGCAUCGUCUCUGAUGUGCGGGGCGGGUUGAAGAGGAGUGGCGGGCAGGGGGAUACGUUGACGGGAACUCUGGGAACGAUGCUUGCUUGGCGUAAAGCGUAUCAUGAGGGGUUGUGGGAUACGGGGGAAUCGGAGGCGGGGGAGAGGAAAGCAGAGCCAUACGAACACGAUAUUGAGAAAGAGCUUUUUCUCAGCGUGGACGGGUGUAGCGGUGGUAAUGGGAAAAGGAAAAAAUUGUCCCCACCCGCGACGCUUUUACUGGCUGCAUGGGCCGGGAGUGCUAUUACAAGGGAGUGUUCGAGGAAGGCGUUUGUAGCAAAAGGGAGGAGUAUGCAGGCUAGUGAUUUGACGGAUGAGGUUCAUGGGAGUUUUUUGGAUUUGAUUGGGGAGCCGGGGGGUCCGAAGUUAUGA